AUGGUCGAGUCGCUACUCCAGUGGGGAGCCGAUGUGAAUCUGCCGGACAGCUACGGUAGUACGGCCUUGCACCUGGCCACGAGGGACGGUCACCUCGCGGUCGCGCGGCUACUCCUGGAACGGGGUGCGCGCGUCCACGAGCGCGACCACGGUCAGUUGACGGCUCUCUUCCUGGCAGUGGACGCCGGUAACGAGCCGCUCUUUCAGCUGCUGCUGCAACACGGCGCCGACCCGGCCGUACGUGGCCCCGCCGGCGCGAGCCUCCUUCACCUGGCGGUCAAGCGCGGCGAGCUCGACUUGCUGGCGGCCCUCCUGCGUCAGGGUGUCGACGUGAACGCAGCCACGCGCUUCGGUAAAACGGCCCUCCACUACGCCGUCGCCGAGAAGAACUGGUGCGCGCUCGAACUUUUACUCCAGCGGGGCGCGGACCCCAACCGAGCCGAGGCCCUCGGCAAAACGCCCCUGCACUCGGCCGUCGAGGCAAGGCGCACCGAGGCCUUCGAGCUCCUUCUGCGCCACGGCGCCGACGCCAACGCCCGGGACGCCGCGCACCAGACGCCCCUUCACGCGGCCGUAAAGCAGGGCUGCCUCCAAAGUGUGCGCACGCUCCUGCGCCACGGGGCCGAGGUCGACGCAACGGACGCAGCGCGCCAGACGCCGCUGCACCUGGCGGCACGGCUCGGACAUCUCGAGUUGUUCGAGCCCCUUGCCGGUCACAGAGCGAACGUCGACGCCGCGGACGCCGAGGGCUGCACCGCUCUGCACCUCGCCGUCACAGCCGAGCACGCGAAGCUUCUCUACCUGCGACCGGAUCACACGUUCUUUGCACGACUAUUGCGCCACGGAGCCGACGUCCGGGGCCGCACGCGACCCGCCGGCGAGACUCCCCUGCAUCUGGCUGUGCGCCGUCGCUGCGGCGCCUUCGUUCGGGGCCUGCUGCGCCGUGGCGCCGAGGUAGACGCGGAGGAGGCUUCGCGAAGGCGUACCCCGCUACACCUGGCAGCGGAGAACGGUGACGCCGAGUGCGUCGAGCAGCUCCUCGUCUUUGGCGCAGACGCGGCCAAAUUGGACGCCGGGGGCUACACCGCGAUCCAGCUCGUCGCGAGCCCCGAACUCAAGCGCGUCUUCGGCAAAUACGCGAUCAGAUUAGAGGAGGAGGAGAAGGAGGAGGAGGAGGAGGUGGCGGAGGAGGCAGGGGUGGAGGAGGCAGGGGUGGAGGAAUCGCAUGACGCCGGCCUCGGGUACGAGCGGACAUGCGUUCUGGAGGUCGAGGCGAUGGCGCGUACAAGACUCUGCGAGGAGGCCACGUAUUUUGGCUUCCUGAGGGCGAGCAAGCGGAGUCUCGUUAUGCUGGUACGAAAGCCCGAAGUGCAAGCGGCUUUCGAGGCACGGAGGCAACGUAACCUUUUCCCACUCUACGCCGAUAUGCUCGAGCGAAACCUCGAUGUGGGUAUGUUGUACGAGCCUCUCCUGGAGAAGGCGAGUCUACGACUGACGGAACUCCUUGGCGCCUUCAUUCCGAGCGUGCCCCUCGAGCGCGUGCUCGGCUACCUCGACGCGCGAGACAUGAGGUGCCUGCUGGAGGCGGUGCCCGAGGCUGGACGACAGCGAUGA
This is a messenger RNA of Ceratosolen solmsi marchali, 1614 nucleotides long. The record is from RefSeq and is a predicted model, not a curated record. NCBI's taxonomy places the organism in Eukaryota, Metazoa, Arthropoda, Insecta, Hymenoptera, Agaonidae.